AUGGAGAGUGGAGCAGGAAAGCACUGGACUGAGGAAGAGGUUAAAGCUUUGCUAAGUAUCUGGGCAGAAAAAAAUAUACGAAAACAACUUUAUGGAACACUGAGAAAUAAAGGAAUAUUUAUCUACAUUGCUAAAAGGCUGCAAGCACUAGGAGUAUACAGAGAUUGGAAACAGUGCCGGGCAAAGUACAAAAAUCUCAAAUAUGAAUACAGAACAGUUAAAUAUGCCCACAACUCUGGAGACAGCUCUAAAACUAUGAAGUUCUUCCAUGAUUUGGAUGCGAUCCUGCAGUAUGAACCUGCCACACAAUUAACAGAGGAAGAUGCAAAUGACAGGUGCCUGGCAACGCUGAGCCAAAGUACAGCCCCAGAGAUCACUGAAGGCAAAAUGUCAGUUACAUCAGUAGACAAGGAAGACAUCCCAGGAAAUCCUUUACUUUUGGUUUCUCAUGUCAGACCAAUGGAACUAGUCAUUGCUGGAGAUGCAGCUGAAGACGACUUGGUCAGUAAUUUGUCAGAAGACCUAAGAGAGACAGAUAUGAGACAAAGCCCUGGCACAGAGGAAGACACUGUAAGUACUGCCUCAGAAGAGGUGGGCGGCCCCACAGCACUGCACAGUAUCACUGGGUCAGGUAUUAAUAUUCCUUUAGAAGAUGCUAAAAGUCAAUUACAGAUUAUAACAGUGAGCGACACAGAGGCUGGAAAACACUGGUGUGACAAUGAGGUCAGAGCACUUAUAAACAUAUGGUCUGACGAAAAAAUUAAGCAAAUGCUUGAAGGGGCCACAAGAAACAAAGAAAUAUUUGAGGAAAUUGCCAGAAGACUAAUGCAGUUUGGAAUAGACAGAGAUUGGAAACAAUGUCGUACCAAAUACAAAAAUUUAAAAUAUGAAUACAGAGUUUUACAAAAGAAAAAUGGCAACCCUCAAGGAAAAAUGAGAUUUUAUGAAGAAGUUGAUGGCCUCCUAAGACAACCAUCUCUCAGAACUGCCAAAUGGAAACAUGAAUUAUUUGAAAGUCAUACCAAAAACCCAAGAACUUUGAGAAUCAAGAGAAAAGCACAUGAAGACGAACCAGCGGCAGUAUCUCUUAAGAAAACUGCUCCUGAGAUCACUGCAAAUCAGUUUCCUCAAAGAACAACAGAACCAAAAGAUUGUACAGAAUGUUUUUGCAGUCAGGAGACCCCCUACGUGACCCAACUUCAUCAGAGUCCUGCCUCUCUUCCUAGAGCUGCUGCUGCUUCCAGACCACUCCGGAUAAUGGCGACAGCCGAGGUACUGAAGAUUGGUAAAAAACUCUAUGAGGGUAAAACAAAAGAAGUCUAUGAACUGUUGGAUAGUCCAGGAAAAGUCCUCCUGCAGUCCAAGGACCAGAUUACAGCAGGAAAUGCAGCCAGAAAGAAUCACCUUGAAGGAAAAGCUGCAAUCUCAAAUAAAAUUACCAGUUGUAUUUUUCAGCUGUUACAGGAAGCAGGUAUCAAAACUGCUUUCACCAGAAAAUGUGGAGAGACAGCUUUCAUUGCACCUAAGUGUGAAAUGAUUCCAGUUGAAUGGGUUUGUAGAAGAAUAGCAACUGGUUCUUUUCUCAAAAGAAAUCCUGGUGUCAAGGAAGGAUAUAAGUUCUACCCACCUAAAGUAGAGAUGUUUUUCAAGGAUGAUGCUAAUAGUGAUCCACAGUGGUCUGAGGAACAGCUAAUUGCUGCAAAUUUUUGCUUUGCUGGACUUGUUAUAGGCCAAACUGAAGUGGAUAUCAUGAGUCAUGCUACACAGGCUAUUUUUGAAAUACUGGAGAAAUCCUGGUUGCCCCAGAACUGUACACUGGUUGAUAUGAAGAUUGAAUUUGGUGUUGAUGUAACCACCAAAGAAAUUGUUCUUGCUGAUGUUAUUGAUAAUGAUUCCUGGAGACUCUGGCCAUCAGGAGAUCGAACCCAACAAAAAGACAAACAGUCGUAUCGUGACCUCAAGGAAGUAACUCCUGAAGGGCUGCAGAUGGUAAAGAAAAAUUUUGAGUGGGUUGCAGAAAGAGUAGAGUUGCUUCUGAAACCAGAAAUUCAGUGCAGGGUUGUAGUACUGAUGGGCUCAACCUCUGAUCUUAGUCACUGUGAAAAAAUUAAGAAGGCUUGUGGAAAUUUUGGCAUUCCCUGUGAACUUAGGGUAACAUCUGCCCAUAAAGGACCAGAUGAAACUCUGAGGAUUAAAGCUGAGUAUGAAGGGGAUGGCAUUCCUACUGUAUUUGUGGCAGUGGCAGGCAGAAGCAAUGGUUUAGGACCAGUGAUGUCUGGUAACACAGCAUAUCCAGUUAUCAGCUGUCCUCCCCUCACUCCAGACUGGGGAGCUCAGGAUGUGUGGUCGUCUCUUCGAUUACCCAGUGGUCUUGGCUGUUCAACCAUACUUUCUCCAGAAGGAUCAGCUCAGUUUGCUGCUCAGAUAUUUGGAUUAAACAACCAUAUGAUUUGGGCCAAACUGCGAGCAAGUGUAUUGAACACCUGGAUUUCCUUGAAGCAGGCUGACAAGAAAAUCAGAGAGGGCAAUUUAUAAGAAAGAACGUCAUUGCAUUUUUUAGGAGAAAAACUAUAAAUUUCUAGUUUAGCUGCAGAAAAAAAAAAUCAAGCAAGAUAAAAAGAUUUUAAAUCAAUCAGAGAAAACAAAAUUUAUAAGUGAAUAAAUGCCUCUCUAGAUU
Messenger RNA from Physeter macrocephalus (sperm whale), 2677 nucleotides. It is a transcript of the gene PAICS, whose product is annotated as phosphoribosylaminoimidazole carboxylase and phosphoribosylaminoimidazolesuccinocarboxamide synthase. Gene Ontology annotation, biological process: 'de novo' IMP biosynthetic process. NCBI's taxonomy places the organism in Eukaryota, Metazoa, Chordata, Mammalia, Artiodactyla, Physeteridae. Gene Ontology annotation, cellular component: cytosol. Gene Ontology annotation, molecular function: phosphoribosylaminoimidazolesuccinocarboxamide synthase activity. The coding region runs from base 1 to 2535 and encodes 844 amino acids. The record is from RefSeq and is a predicted model, not a curated record. The transcript has 16 exons.